Messenger RNA from Protomyces lactucae-debilis, 558 nucleotides. Its product is annotated as SART-1 family-domain-containing protein. Gene Ontology annotation, biological process: mRNA cis splicing, via spliceosome; maturation of 5S rRNA. The coding region runs from base 1 to 558 and encodes 185 amino acids. Lineage: Eukaryota; Fungi; Ascomycota; Taphrinomycetes; Taphrinales; Protomycetaceae. The transcript has 2 exons. The record is from RefSeq and is a predicted model, not a curated record. Gene Ontology annotation, cellular component: U4/U6 x U5 tri-snRNP complex.
AUGGCAGCCAUCCGAAAGUUUGAGUUUUCGCAGACAGAUCCAAUGAAUGCUUCGUCCGACUAUGUUCAAAACGUUAAGCUCGAGAAGCGGCCCAAGAUGUCUGAAAACUUUCGCAAGGCAAAUUCAGGAGACAUCAAGAGAGUCAACUCUCGCAAUGCAGAAGAACAAAAGCUGCAACACGAGAAGGAGACCUGGCUAGCGCAAGAUCGCAAGAUUCGACUCGAGCUCGAAUUGGAGCGGAAGCAUGCCAAGGUUGAGAUUCGCAAGUCUGGCGCUUGGGAAAAGAUGUCGCGGCGAGAAAGAGAGACAUGGGCAGCAAGCGAAAACAGAAGAAUUGAAACGUUUGAAGUGCGGAUGGCGCAAGAUCGUUUCAAACAUUACAAGCCAAAGGUUGAGCUCAAAUAUGUCGACGAUUUUGGCCGGAAUAUGUCUCAAAAGAAAGCAUUCAAGCACUUGUCGCACCAAUUCUACGGCAAGGAUUCUGGCAGCGGCAAAACUGCCAAGAAACUUGCGAAGAUCGAGAAGGAAAAGCUUGCUGAGCAGCGGACGAUUUUUUGA